AUGACUACCGAGUUCAAGCUCAAGGGCCUCACCAGCGUCAACCUCAAGAACGGACAGACGCAAGAGGCCGCGGUCGAAGGCAUAGAGGAAGGAAAGGUCUUGCUUGCCAAGCACGACAAUGUCAUUCAUGCAUUGAGUGCGAAAUGUACUCAUUACGGAGCACCAUUGGCAAAGGGUGUCCUGACUGCCAGCGGUCGGCUCACAUGCCCGUGGCACGGAGCUUGUUUCAAUGUGAAGACUGGCGACAUCGAGGAUGCGCCUGCAAUCGACCCGCUUCAAAAGUUUGAGAUUAUCGAGCGAGAUGGUGCGGUCUACAUCAAGGGCGAGGAGGCCGCCAUCAAGGCCAACAGACGUAACCUGAGCAUCAAAUGCCAAGCCAAGAGCGAGGACCAGGUUCUCGUCGUCGGCAGUGGAUCCGGUGCCGUUGGUGCCAUCGAUGCACUCCGUGCCGGCGGAUACAGUGGAAAAAUCACAUCAAUCAGCGAUGAAGCACACCCACCAAUUGACCGAACUAAGCUCUCCAAGGCCUUGAUCGCGGAUGCAUCAAAGAUCGAGCUGAGAUCAUCAGAAUACUACAAAGAAGGUGAUGUGCAACUCAUCAAUGGCACUGUCUCAUCAAUAGACUUCAACAGCCGAAAGGUCAAGACCGAGGACAACAGGGACUAUUCAUACAACAAACUCAUCCUCGCCACUGGAGGUACACCACGCUCUCUGCCUCUUGAUGGACUCAAGGGCGACUUGAAGAGUGUGUUCCCUCUCAGAACUGUUCAACAUGUCAAGGACAUCCUUGGCGCAGCUGGCGAGGACGGUGGCAAGAAGAUUGUUGUUGUUGGCACUGGAUUCAUCGGUAUGGAGGUUGGCAACGCUCUCGCGGGCAAGAAACACCAAGUCUCUAUCAUCGGUAUGGAGAAGGAGCCGAUGGAGAAGGUGAUGGGUACGGAGCUUGGUGCUGUAUUCCGUGCUAUUCUUGAGAAAAAUGGCGUCAAGUUCUAUAUGGAUGCCUCCGUCGAGAAGGGCGAGCCUUCAAGCAAGGACUCCGGAAAGAUUGGCGGCGUCCUUCUGAAAGAUGGCACCCUCCUCGAAGCCGAUCUUGUUGUUCUGGGUGUCGGUGUCAGGCCCGCCACCGAUUACGCUAAGGACAAUGAUGCAGUGAAACUCGAAAAAGACGGAUCUUUUGCCGUCGACGAAUCAUUCGCGGUCAAGGGCUUGAAAGACGUGUUUGCCAUUGGUGAUAUUGCAACCUACCCUUACCACGGCCCUGGCGGAAAUGGCAAGCCCGUUCGAAUCGAGCACUGGAACGUCGCUCAGAACGCUGGACGCAGCGUUGCCCAGACGAUCAACAAGCCGGACUCCAAGCCGAAGCCAUUCAUCCCUGUCUUCUGGUCUGCUCUUGGCUCUCAAUUGCGCUACUGUGGACACACGCCGGAAGGCUUCGAUGAGGUCAUCAUUCACGGCAACACCGAUGUAAGCGAAGGCAAGCAGAGUUUUGUUGCGUACUAUGCCAAGGGUGAGGAAAUCGUUGCUGUUGCAAGCAUGAUGAAAGAUCCUUACAUGACACAAGCUGCUGAGCUCAUGGCACGCGGUGCGAUGCCGAGUAAGAGCGAGAUUGAUAAGGGCGUAGACAUUUUAGAGGUUGGUGUGCCCAACGAGGUGAAGAUUUGA
This is a messenger RNA of Dissoconium aciculare CBS 342.82, 1662 nucleotides long. RefSeq lists its product as uncharacterized. The transcript has 2 exons. Gene Ontology annotation, molecular function: 2 iron, 2 sulfur cluster binding; oxidoreductase activity, acting on NAD(P)H; flavin adenine dinucleotide binding. Gene Ontology annotation, cellular component: cytoplasm. NCBI's taxonomy places the organism in Eukaryota, Fungi, Ascomycota, Dothideomycetes, Mycosphaerellales, Dissoconiaceae. Bases 1 to 1662 code for a protein of 553 amino acids. The record is from RefSeq and is a predicted model, not a curated record.